Molecule: messenger RNA, 4559 nt
Organism: Schistosoma turkestanicum
Lineage: Eukaryota; Metazoa; Platyhelminthes; Trematoda; Strigeidida; Schistosomatidae
Source: the annotation of a GenBank genome assembly
UAAUUAUACGGAUUACAUUAUAUGUAAAAAAUCAACACUCGAUCAAUACAAUGAAUGAACCUGUCGAAAAUUUAUCUGAUCAAAAUAAAGAUGAAAAUGCAUUUCAUUUACUGCAAAAGCACACUAAAACUGAAACAACCACUGUCAGUAAUCGGUUGAGUUCAAUGAGCAUUGAAAAAUACAAACAAUCCAAUAUGAAACAAUGUUGUUUUCAAUGUUGGACAUUGAUUCAAUCAAUGUUUACGCAUGGUCGUUGUUGGGCUAUUCGACUUGUUAGUUAUGAUUGGAUUGCUGGUAGAAUAUUUAUUGCAUUAUCAAUGAUAUUUAGUCUAGCAUCAUUUGGUAUUUAUGCAUAUGAAGCAACAAUGUGGCCAUCAGAAGUUGAAAAAUGCGGUCAUAAAGGUCGACGAUUUCGUUUAUUGGAUUUUUCAAUGAAUAUUUUCUUUCUGUUACAUUUUAUUGUUCGGUUGAUCGCAUCAAGCGACGUCUUAUUAUUUUGGAUUGAAUGGUAUUCCAUAUUGGAUUAUUUAACUGUACCGCCAACAAUAGUUGGAUUUUUCAUUAAAAGAACAUGGAUUGGAUUUCGUUUUGUACGUAUUUUUCGUUUGUGUAAUCUACCUGAAGUAUUAAAUAAUUUAAAUGUUAUCAAAUCAGCAUCCAGUCUACGUAUGUGUCAAUUGUGUACGCUAUUCAUCUCUAUUUGGUUCGCUGGUGCUGGAUGUUUUAAUCUAUUCGAGAAUACUGGAAAUCUAUACGGUGUUAAUGCAUACAAUGUUAGCCAACCUUUACCGUAUACAACAGCAUUGUAUUAUGUGAUUGUAACCAUGUCCACGGUUGGUUAUGGUGAUAUUGUACCACAAACUUAUUUAGGCAGAGCAUUCAUCUCAUUGUUCAUUCUAUUCGCAUUGGCUACAUUUGCUAGUGCUAUACCAGAAAUAGUCGAUAUGUUUUUUAAUGUCAGUAAAUAUUCUGGUGUUUAUCAAAAACCUGAAGGAAAAUCACAUAUUGUUGUUUGUGGUGAUAUAACUACUGAUUCUGUAAGAACAUUUUUAAGUGAUUUUUUACAUGAGGAUAGACAAAGAUCCGAUGUGGAAGUUGUAUUUAUCAGUCGAUCGAAACCGGAUUUACAAUUGGAAAAUUUACUACGAUUACAUUUUUUAAGAGUGAAAUAUUUCAGGGGCACUGUCAUGGAUCAUACUGAUCUUCAACGUGUCAAAAUGGAAAGUGCUGAUGCAUGUUUAAUAUUAGCCUCUGCAACAGCUAAAGAUCCAUAUCAAACGGAUGCGGCAAAUAUUAUGCGUGUUAUAGCUGUGAAGAAUUUUGCUAGUCAUGUUCGAAUUAUUGUUCAAUUACUUCAAACGGAAAACAAGGCUUAUCUAUUAAAUAGUCCAUAUUGGAAUUGGGAAUGUGGUGAUGAGAUUAUUUGUUUUAGUGAAUUAAAAUUAGGCUUCUUAGCACAAAGUUGUAUAGCUCCAGGAUUUUCUACAUUAGUAACAAAUUUAUUUACAAUGCAUUCUAUUAGAGGAUUAAAAGAAGCAGCUAAAUUUACAAAGAUUUAUGUCAAUCCACAUCAUUCGAAACAUGCACAUAAACCUUCCAUAUUAUCUGAUGAUUUCACUUCAAAUUCACUUUCCACAAUAGUCAUGCGUAAAUCACAAACACCAUCGAAAACAAUACGCGGAAAUCAUUCUUACUCAACGUCGUUAUCGUUUAAAAACGAAACAAGAAAGACACAAUGGUUGAAUAAUUUGCCUAAAUUAAUUAAAUCUUUAUUCAAAGCAAAGAAUAAUGUACAAGCAACAAACAGUAACUCUCUUAUACUUCAGUCAACACAAUAUUCCAAGCUUCCCACUUCAACCAAUUCAACGUUUGAUCCAGAAUCAUUGAAUAAUGAACAAAGUAAUCAAUUAUUAAUUGAUCCAAAUAAUUGGGUUGAUAAUUAUUUACGUGGUGCUAGUAUGGAAAUUUAUUCUGCUGAAUUUUCUAUUGCAUUCGAUGGUUUACAAUUUACUGAAGCUGCUGUUAUUUGUCGAAAAUACUUAGAUUUAUUAUUGAUCGCUGUGGUAGCUAAAGUUCAUGAGAACCAUGAUUUAGAAGUUAUUAGUAGAGUUUCAAAAAAUUUGAAUUCAUUCAACAAUAAUCAUGAUGAAAAUGACAAUCCUCUUGAUUCACAUGAAGAUAUUGAUGUUGAUGAUAAUGAUGAUGAGAAUGUUAAUUCUACUAAAUAUUAUUUAGCUGUCUCACCAACUCUAGAUAAACAUGUUAUUAUUAAUCAAGGAACUGUUGGAUUUUUUAUUUGUGAUUCACAAGAAAAUGCAAAUAAAGUUUCACAUUAUUGUAUUACUUGUCAUGUUAAUAAUUCAGCCAAACCGGAUAAUACACUCAACAUUCAUGCAUGUACAUGUCAGUUGAAAUCAAAAAAAUCUGGUUUAAAGUUUAAAACAAGUGGAUUAUGUAAAUUGAAAACAGAUUCACAUUGUUUUAAACAAUGUUCUAAACAUGAUCGACAAAAUGAUAAUAAUGAUGAUUUGAAAUCAUGUUCAAUUAUACCGGAAGUAACAGAAGAAUGCAAGAGACUAUCAAAUCCAUCACCCGUAACAUGCAAUAUAGAAAUAAGUAAAAAAGACGAUGACAUUAUUGUCACAAAUACCAACAAUGAUUUCAAUGAAUCUAAUCGAAAAUCUAAAACAUUGACAAGCAGAAACAGUGUUGUAUCAGCUUAUGAUACAGAAGAGCAUUAUUCAGAUGUAAAUGAAAGUCAACCUAGGCGAGCAAGUGAUACUGAUCUUCAAAUUAAAAAUCAUACACUUCAUUCCCCUUAUGAAUUUGAUAUAACAGGUAUGUAUUAUUAUUGUGAUCGUCAAGAAUUUCAAGAUAAUCUCAUUACUUCUAAUACACUGCAUAAACAAUCUCAUGAUUUAUACAAUCAUAUUCUAGUAUGUAUUUUAGCUGAAUCAGAUGCACCACUAUUAGGUUUGCAUUCAUUUGUUAUGCCAUUAAGAGCAAGUAAUUUUCAUCCAAAUCAAUUAAGAACUAUACUAUUUUUAGGUGAUUUAAAAUUUCUUCAAAGAGAAUGGUUAAAUAUAGCAAAUUUUCCGAAAGUUUAUACACUUGCUGGUAGUGCAUUAUCUAGAAAUGAUUUAAGAGCUGCACGUAUACAAUAUUCAUCAGUUUGUGUGAUAUUAGGAUCACGUGGUAUUAUUAAAGUUGAUGAUCCAUAUAUGUUAGAUAAAGAAGUGAUUUUGUGUACAUUGAAUAUAAGAGCAAUGCAAUUUCCUACUUCACAUCAACACAAACCAUCUGUACAUAAUAUUGUGAAACGUCGUAGCGGUUCUGAGAUCCCAUUGAUUACAGAAUUAAUGACAGAUAAUAAUAUCCACUAUUUAGAUCCAGAUCAUUCAGGUGGAGUACAGAUUGCAGCUUCAUUGACAGCACCAUUUGCUAAAGGUAUUGCAUUCACUAGUUCUGUACUUGAUGUACUAGCAAGUACUGCAUAUUUUGAUCGUAAUUCCAUGACAUUAAUACGUCAUCUAGUGACUGGUGGUGUUACACCAGCAUUAGAACAAUGGUUAGCUGAAGGUGGUGGUUUAAUUAGUUGUCGUGAUUGGCCUAUGAAAGGAAAAUCUUCACUGAAUCAAAAUAUUCAACCGACUAGAAAAGAUUUAUGUUAUUCUACUACUGUUGGCCUCCUUGAAACACGUCAAAGACCAAGAAUUGAACAAAUCUCUUUAACUAAUCCUCGUUUAGUGAAAAUGUCUAACAAUGGUGAAAUAAGUUUAUUUCAUAAUUAUGGUGAUUUAUUUUGUCAUGCUAUUCAAGAAUAUGGAAUUCUUUGUCUUGGCAUUUAUCGUUUAUCAUUUCAUACAUUUAAUGAAUUAACUCGUUUAAUCACAGUACCACAUACAAUUCAAUCUAAUAUGAAUUUGACUGAACAAUUAACAAAUAGAAAUAAUCAUAAAAAUUUACAAACUAAUAAUCAAUUACAAUUGACAAAAUUUCAUCGACGUUUAAGUACCUGUGGUCUACCUAUAGACAGAGUGUUACGUAAGCAUUCAUUACAAUUAAAUAGGAAAUCAUUUAGUAUUGAAGAUAAUUUACAACAAUCCAAUCAAGAACAACAACCAGUUCAACCACAACAACAACAACAUGAUCAUCAAACUAUGCAACAGAAUACUUUAUUAAAAUUUAUUAAUCAACAUUUUAAUAAAUUUGGAUUAAAUCGUUAUGUUAUAUCAAAUCCACCAUAUCAAUUUGUACUUUAUCCAACUGAUGUGAUAUUUUGUUUAUGUCCAUUUGAAAGUGAAUUGAUUUAAUCGAGAGAGAGAGAAAGAGAGAGCUCACUUCAAUACGUGAUUAUUUUAUCCUUGUGUUUAGUCUGCUUAACAUGUGUGUGUGUGUAUGUGUGUUAUAAUUCUUCAUUCAAGUUUGUUUUAUUGAAUGGCGGCCUACUAUUAUUUACUCUUGAAAUAUAUUUGUCCAAUGUGUUACACAAUGAAGUUAUUUGAUUAAAUUGAAUUCAAUUAUUUCAUUAUUUAUUUAUUUAUUUAUUGACUUGACAG